Molecule: messenger RNA, 297 nt
Organism: Oikopleura dioica
Lineage: Eukaryota; Metazoa; Chordata; Appendicularia; Copelata; Oikopleuridae
Source: the annotation of a GenBank genome assembly
AUGUCAAUGCCGAACUACAACUCCAUUCCACAAGGAUCACAUCGGGCUAAUUACAACACAGUUCCAAGUUACCAUCCGAAUCCGAUGAGCUACCAACAACCCUACCCGCCACCUUACUAUCCCCUGGCUCCAGUUCCUCCCCGUCCUGGGCAGCAGGCUUCAACUCACAUGUCAGACCCACUGCGCUCGUACCGAAUGAGUCAACGCGAUGCAGAUCAGCAUCUUCACCAAGGACGGAGCACAUAUCGACCCCAAGAACGGUCGCACCAGCAACAACAUCAGCGCCAUCACUACUGA